AUGUCGAUGAAUAAUGAAACCCCUCCGUCAUAUCAGGUCAAUGAGUAUGUGUGGAACCCCGAAAGAUGGGAUUCCGAAGAUUGGGAAUCAGCUCCAAUAUCAACCACGCGAAAAUUAAGCAUCUGGGAGCAAAACCAUCCCAUUGUAUUCGAUUUACCAGAACUCAGUCAAACCAUUACACGCAUUGCACUCGCCCCUCUCCAUUCAGAUAACAAAGACAAGAUCUACUUCGGAAAUACCAAGACAAGCACAAUCAAGCGCAGUCUCAAACAGGGCUUCAAGAGCGGCCUCAAAAGACGUGCUGAGCAUGGAUUCAAGACAGACUUCGUGACUACCUUCAAGAACCAUCUUCAGGGCAACGGAAAGACCGAUUCCGUUGAUCAUCACUACGUAACAAGCAAUCCUAUAGAUCUUCUCAAUGUACGAGAGGAAAGAUUGGGGAGAGAAAUCAUGGAGGCAUGGGUUCUGGAUGGUAUGAAUCCCAGCCCAGUCAAUCGGAUCAGCAGAUCAAAGUUUUGGGCUGUAAAAUAUAUGAUAAAGAUGCGCACUAUGAAGGGCGCGUCCUGCGAGUAUAAACCUUAG
Botrytis porri is the source of this 582-nucleotide messenger RNA. RefSeq lists its product as uncharacterized. Lineage: Eukaryota; Fungi; Ascomycota; Leotiomycetes; Helotiales; Sclerotiniaceae. Bases 1 to 582 code for a protein of 193 amino acids. The transcript is spliced from 2 exons. The record is from RefSeq and is a predicted model, not a curated record.